This is a messenger RNA of Geodia barretti, 363 nucleotides long. The record is from the annotation of a GenBank genome assembly. Lineage: Eukaryota; Metazoa; Porifera; Demospongiae; Tetractinellida; Geodiidae.
UCCACUAACGCAAAGGACAUGGAGGCGGUAAAGACGGUAGCGGUGGAAUGGCUGGACUGGGCGGCCAAAUACGCCGCUAAAGACCCUCAGGACUUCUUUUCCCGACUGUUCUUGAUUCUGCCGUUGUUCAUCGUCAGCUCAGUGCUGGCCUUCUUCCUUCUCAGAGAAAUGAAUAGACAAGAGAAGAAGAAUGCAAAGAAAGAUAAGAUUGCGAAAAGAGCGAAAAACUCGAAAAAGAAGAAGCAAUCAUAAUUUUAGCACCCACCAGUCUGUAUUUUUAUCAUUGUACAGGUAUAAAAAAAAGUGUCUGUAAAUUUGUACAGACAUCUGAGAUUUUAUAACUGUAAGUCGCGCAUAAAUUUA